Molecule: messenger RNA, 2659 nt
Organism: Xenopus laevis (African clawed frog)
Lineage: Eukaryota; Metazoa; Chordata; Amphibia; Anura; Pipidae
Gene: trappc14.S
Product: trafficking protein particle complex subunit 14
Exons: 11
Coding region: 79-1824 (581 amino acids)
Source: RefSeq, a predicted model, not a curated record
CACUCCGUCACUCGGCUUUCCUGUCCUUCCCAGGCUCCCUGGCUCGGCGCUCCUCUGCUCUCCCCUGCCGGUGCCAAUAUGGAGUCGCAGUGCGACUACUCGAUGAUCUUCCCGGCCUGCCCCCUCCUGCCCUCAGACCUGCCAGUUCGGUACCGGGCGUUGCCCAGGCGAAACCACCUCUACCUCGGAGAGACGCUGCGCUUCUUGCUCGUGCUGCGGCUCCGGAGUCCCGGGGAGAAGAACCAGGAAAGGGCGGGGACAGAGGCCUCUGCGCCGGGGGAGGCUUCUCAGGAAAGUCCGGGGCCUGAGGCCUUUUCUUGGGCCCCUCUGGCGGCUUCGCUUUCGGCCUUGGCCAGUGUUUGUCUCGGGGAGGAGGAAGCGGAGGAGGAGGAGGAAGAGGAGAGCGGGGACAGUCCGGCGGGGUAUCGGGGGUGUAAAGCAAUUCUGAGCCAACAACAACCCCCGCCCGGGGCAGCGCCUUCUGGGACCCCUGUUACAGAUCCAGUCGUGUCCAGUGACGAGGUUAUAUUCCCUCUGUCUGUCUCUUUAGAUCGUCUCCCACCUGGGACAGUCAAAGCCAAGAUAGUGGUGACGGUGUGGAAACGGGACACAGAUCACUCGCUCGUCAAAACCUUUGGAUAUCGGUCAUUGUUACAGAAUUCAACCCCGGGCCAAAUCUUCAGAGAAGAACAGGGCAACUUCAAGGCUCAAGUGAGUACCCUCCUCACCGUGCUCCCACCUCCCACCCUCAGGUGCCGUCAGAUCAAUGUGGCCGGGAAACACUUCACUGCUCUAAAAGUACUGAACACCUCUUCUCAGGAUGAACUCAGCAUCUGUGACGUGCGCAUCCUCCCUAACUUCAAUGCCAAUUACCUGCCCGUCAUGCCGGAUGGAUCUGUGCUGCUGGUGGACAACGUGUGUCACCAGUCAGGAGAUAUCAGCAUGGCCUCCUUCCUGCGUUUGCACAGCGGGUCCUCCCAACUUCCCAGCAGGCUCUGCUCCCUGGAGGAGCACAACUUCUUGUUCCAGCUAAAGGCUGGUGAGCGCCCCCCUGAGGAUGCUAAGGAGGGUCUGGAGGUUCCCCUGGUGGCUGUAGUUCAUUGGUCGACUCCAAAGCCCCUCACAUCUGGCAUUUAUACCCAUUAUAAGCUCCCGAGCAUCAGACUGGAGAGGCCACGUUUUGUGAUGACGGCCUGCUGUGACUCUCCUGUCCAGACACACAAACCUUUCCGGGUCACCUACACGCUGCUCAACGACCUGCAGGACUUCUUGGCCGUCAGACUCGUAUGGACCCCGGACACUAACACGACUUCUGGAGGCAGGAGCAGCUCAGAGGAGGACUGGCGCUUGACAAAAGCUGUUCAGGAAGCCGUCGUCUGUCACACUCCAAUCAACAGCCUGGGGUUUUGCCGAAAGGGCAGCUCCGUAACAGUCGGGGUUACGUUCAUGGCUCUGAGAAGUGGCCUUUUCGAGCUGAGUCAGCAUAUGAAAUUAAAGCUUCAAUUCACUGCCAGUGCUUCCCAGCCCCCCCCAGACGCUCGGCCUGUGUCCCGACGGAGCAGUCCCAGCAGCCCAGCCCUCAGGGAUCUGGAGAGGCAGCAGCAGAGUGGGGUUCUGGGACGCUCUCAGUCCUUCUCCCACCAACAGCCUACUCGUGGUCAGCUGAUACGGACCGGCAGUGUGAUGGAGCGCCGUGCAAUAACCCCACCGGUAGGUUCCCCCCUGGGACGACCCCUCUAUCUGCCCCCAGAGAGAGCAACGCUAUCGUUGGAUAAAAUCGCAAAACGCCAAUGCAAGGUACUAGUUGUGCAUCCCGUUCAGUGAUUACCCAGUAUCCUCUGCAGCAGAACGGAGAUCAGCCAAUGACUGAACUGAAAUAGGAACAUGGAAUUUGGGGUACGGCCUGAGACACACAGGACUGAGGAGAAAAAUGAACCAGCGGUUCUUAUGUACUACUGAUAUAUAUAUAUAUAUAAAUUGGGGGAGAGAGGGGGCGAAAGGGCCAAUCUUGUCCAUUCCCCUCUCUUACAAGCUUUUCCUUUCCUUUAUAAUGUUUACAUUUCUGGACAUUUCAUUGGGUACCUAAGCAAAAGAAAAAAAUCAAGUAUUUUAACAUAAAAGAAGGGCCGAUUCUCAGGAUCACUUAGUUGGAGCUGCCAUGGAGGAUACUAGUCGUGCUGUAAUAAUACAUGCUAUUUAUGUCUGUGACCAAAGGAAACGCCGAUGGGUUUACACCCCCUAAUAUACUCACUACUGAACCAUCCCCAAAUCUUAUUAUGGAAAAUGGGGGGGAUGCAGCGCUCCUCUUGCACAAUAAGAUGCACCAGGUAGAGACACUGUUAUUAUUAUUAUAUAUAUCUGUCUGUAACUGGAAUAUCCAAGGCUAAAACUUGAAUUGCAGCUGCACGUAUUGUACCAAUUGCCAAUAUUGGGGGGAGGGGAGGAGCCCCCCCCCCCAAAACCCGCUCAUUCUCACUCCACCUCUCCUGCCGAUACUUGAUUCAUUUCUGUGACCCACAAACCGCAGACACCGGGAGUUUUAUAAGUUUUUAUAUGUUACGUUUUCUCAUGUGUUGCGGCCGCGCACUUUAUGUUUUAAUAAAUGUCUCUAAUUUAUUUUGAACAAAGGCAAAAAAAUAUAGUGAGAUUUAAAGGAAAA